AUAAAUACGGACGUUUCGUCCAAUCAGAGGGCAUCAGGGGCGUGGACGAAUGCCAGUGUCCGCACUGUGUUUACUUCCGUCAAUAUUUCCAGGCAGCAGAGAAAAGAAGAAACAGAAGCACUGACAGACGAUACACAACAAAGGAGUGACUUAAGUCCCCCCCCUCCCAGCUAAAAUGCCUUUCUUGGGCAAGGACUGGAGGUCGCCAGGAUGGAGCUGGACAAAGACAGAGCAAGGAUGGAAGAGGAUUAUCUUCUAUGGACACGACUUGGAAGAUAGCAACAAAGAGAUACACUUGAAAGAGCUCUGCAGUGACAACAAAGAGAAUCUUUUUGUUGGAGAUGUGUGUGAGCUCGCCACCACGAAGAGGAAAAAGGACCUCUACAACAAUAAUACCAAAUCCCAGUUUGUUUUCACGGAUAAAUGGAUCUAUGUGCAGAAAGGGAGCACAAAAGAACGACAUGGAUACUGCACGCUUGGCGAAGCCCUCAACCGUCUAGACUUUUCCAGUGCCAUUCAGGACCUAAGAAGAUUUAACUAUGUUGCAAAACUUUUCCAGCUAAUAGCCAGGUCUCAGCUGACCUCUUUGAGCGGAGCAGCACAGAAAAACUAUUUCAAUAUACUGGAGAAGAUUGUGCGAAAGGUUCUCGUCGACCACUACAACCCGCGCCUGGUUAAGGAUUUGCUGCAUGACCUGAGCUCAACAUUGCACAGUCUGACCAUCCAUGUUGGCAGGUGUGUCCUCGUGGGCAACGUAAACAUCUGGUUAUGCCGACUGGAGACCAUUCACAAAUGGAAGCAGCAGCUUAACAACCUGCAGAUCCCCAAGCAAAUAUGCAGUGGCAUGUCAUUCAACGACUUGCCGCUACAUAUGCAGAACAAGAUCCUCUGCGAGUUGUCUGAUGCCUAUGACAUCAUUAACCUGGGGCAGGCCACGCCUACUUUGCACAGCCUCAGUGAGAACAGGAUUCUGUGGAAGAAACUUUGCCACUUUCACUUCUCAGACAAACAGUUCUGUAGAAAGUUGGUCCUAUCCAAGAGUGAAAGUCUGGACUGGAAGCUGAUGUACUUCACCCUGAAGAAACAUUAUCCAAUGAGGGAGCAGUACGGCGACACCUUACACUUCUGCAAACACUGUAGCAUCCUCUUCUGGAAGGAUCGCCACCUCGCUUUGGUAUUCAAGGACUGUGGCCAUCCAUGCUCCGCCAACAACCCAGACAGCUGCCUCAUGCCCAUUUCUCCGCAGCACUUUAUCGACCUCUUCAAGUUCUAAACCCUCCGUGUUGUUUUUCAAGGAAAGCAAUCGUUUACUCCCAAACCAAGAGUGUGUACAAGACCUCAACGUCAUAAACUCAAAUACAAAGGGCUUCAACUGAAAGAGAUGACUUUUUAUGUCUUCAUUUCCUUACGCACAAGUGUUACCAUUAGGCAUAGGAAAGAGUUAAUGGAUUUUGUGAUGGUUUGUAGAUUUUAAGAAUGUUGGUGACAUUUUUUUUUCCUCCUGCAUAAAUGUUUUGUCUUCUUGACAAAAAGGCUAUUUCUAACAGAGGAAAUACAAUAAUAUUAUGUAAAUGUAAUUUGAAUAUUUGAAAGAAUUUAUAUGUCAAAUGAGUUGUUGCAUGUUUAUGGUAGGUAGAUGGUGAUAGAUGGCAACACUUUGCAACUGGCAACAUUUACAGGGUGGCAGGAUAAGAUGCCUCAUGUGUUACUUGUUUAUUUAAUGGGGUUAAACUUUUCUGCCUUUUGCUCCACUUCGUCCUGGUGGGAUUUCUCUGCAAUAACUGAAUGCAUGUCAUGUUAGAGUCUAUGUUUACUUACUGUAUGUUGUCCUUUGUGAAUUCUUGCUGUGCUCUGUGUACAUUGGAAGUGUCCACACUAAGAGAAAAGAAUUUCUUUAACCAUACAAGUUUUUACAAUCGACUUUGUCAGAACUGUCAAGUGACAGACGGAAGAAAUGUCAAACCUCCUUAUUUAUGGGGGGGGGGUGUAUCCUUCCUCCAACUUUUGUUAUAUUAAUUUGCUAUCCCAAUACUCUUGAUGGUACUAUUAAUGAAAUAUUUAAAAAAAACUGUUUCUGUUCUUCAUUUUAUACUGUGAGGCGCAGGGACUUUUGUUAACUGUAUUAAGAUCUUUUUUUAGACUGGACCUUUGUAAUUGUAUUUUCCGCUCCUUGGAUUUGGAUUUAAAUGUCUCUGCACCUUAAACAGAAAGGAAAAAUAGUUAGUCACUGGUCACAGAGCAAAGUUUCCUGAUUAUUAUUCUUCCUCUUAAUCUCUAGACUGAAUCUUUUUAAACGCAUUUCAAUGGGAAUUCGCAAGCAACACGUAACA
This is a messenger RNA of Etheostoma cragini (Arkansas darter), 2330 nucleotides long. It is a transcript of the gene fbxo25, whose product is annotated as F-box protein 25. The coding region runs from base 176 to 1273 and encodes 365 amino acids. Gene Ontology annotation, cellular component: cytoplasm; SCF ubiquitin ligase complex; nucleus. Gene Ontology annotation, molecular function: protein binding. Lineage: Eukaryota; Metazoa; Chordata; Actinopteri; Perciformes; Percidae. Gene Ontology annotation, biological process: protein ubiquitination. The transcript has 11 exons. The record is from RefSeq and is a predicted model, not a curated record.